This is a messenger RNA of Papilio xuthus (Asian swallowtail), 6627 nucleotides long. It is a transcript of the gene Set2, whose product is annotated as SET domain containing 2. Gene Ontology annotation, cellular component: nucleus; chromosome. The transcript has 20 exons. The coding region runs from base 198 to 5078 and encodes 1626 amino acids. NCBI's taxonomy places the organism in Eukaryota, Metazoa, Arthropoda, Insecta, Lepidoptera, Papilionidae. Gene Ontology annotation, molecular function: histone H3K36 methyltransferase activity; protein binding. The record is from RefSeq and is a predicted model, not a curated record. Gene Ontology annotation, biological process: regulation of DNA-templated transcription.
UUGAGUAAUACUCUGCUCUAGAUGGUCAUUGAUAGAUGCUAAAAAAUUAAUGGACUGGUCAAAAAUGAAGUGGCUUUAUAUCAACUUGAUUUAAUAGUGAAAGCAUUUUGAAGUAAUCAUAAUAUAUAUUGGCGGAUAACAAACGUAGACAUAGUUUACGGUGUAAAAGUAAUGGUUGUUUGCUUCAACGAUUUGCGAUGGCAAAGAAAAGGAAACCCACAACGCAACUCGCCGCUCGGCGGUCUGCCCGCCGCGGGAAGAAGGCCACUAUUGAGCAGGUUGCCUUGGAAGGCGAAACAUCUACCACUGUAGAAGCGACAAACUCAGACACACAAUCUAAGCCCCCCGAGACAUCCAGUGCAAAAGUUGAAGAGACAACAAGUACAUCAAUUGCACAACUGUCCCAAUCUCAAAAUUGGAAUCCCACUGUUAAAAUUUGCCCACCUGUAGGGUUACAUAAGAAAUUUGGUAAAUAUCGUUGUUUAUUCAGCAGUGAUGAAACUUUGAGUAGAAAGAGUGAAGUAUGUAGUGAUAGUGAAACAAACAGUAGUAUUGAUACAAAAGUAGUUGACCUUUGUGGUAGCUCAGAGUCUGAUUCAAAUACUGCAAUAGAGAUUCAAUCGGAUACAAACAGUUCUGCAAGCCCUAGUCCCCUGAGCAUUGUGUUAAACCCACCACAAAGUCAUAGCAACAUACCACUACCUACAUCGUCACAAUCUUCUCAAGUAUUUGUACUAAAUGAGGACACUAUUGUAAAUGAGGACCCUGUUGUAAAUGAGGACCGUGCUGAUAAUGAGGACCGUGCUGAUAAUGAGGACCCUGUUGUAAAUGAGGACCUUGUGGUAAAUGAGGACCCUGUGGUAAAUAUUGAAAGCAAUGUGCCGCAAAUUCCUUUGCCAAACGAAACCUCUAUAGUGGAUAAUGAUGACCAACCAGUAAGUGAUAAAGAUAAUGACAAAGAAUUACAGGACAAAAACAUUCCAUCUGUAGAACAAAUUGAGUAUGCUUGUGAUGAUGAAGAAAUUAUUACGGUUGUUCAAAUUGUGGAGGAUGAAAAUCAAGAGCUUUAUUAUGAUAUUAAAAUAGAUAGUCCAAAAAAUGAGGCUCCAAAACAAAUAAAUGAAGAUGAAGAGUGCAAAAAUUAUGAUUCUGAUUUCCAGAAACACUUUGAAAAUCUUAAUCUCACUGCCGAAUCUAGGUCUAACACUCAUUCUCCUAUGGAUUGUUCAGAACUUGGUUUCCUACAAACAUCGCAUUGCAAUACUCCAGAUAUUUUUUCCAAAGAAAACUCUAAUGAUUUAACAAGACCAGAUCCAAGCUUAACACCAAGUUCUAUAUUAUCUGAUGAGAGCAACUCGUCAAGAGUGACAGAACAAACACAAAACAAUUCCAAUGAUUCCGCGGAAUCAUCACCAACUGGUGUCAGACGUUCAAACCGCAUAAAGACAAUCAGCAAUUUAAAACAAAAAACAAAAGGGUAUGGUUUAGUCAAAACACCACUAAAGAAAGCUUUAAUUACUCAAACAAAGUUAAAACUAGAAGAAUUAGGUUCAGAUAGUCAAGAGAAAAUAGAAACUAUAACAAAUGUUACUCCACACUCCUUACAGUUCCCUAUCCCUUCAGAAAUGCCUGUUAAAGUAAAAUCUCGUUGGAGAAGGUCAAGUGAGCUUGAAAUGGGCGCAAGCUCGCCUGCAAAUUCACCGUUAGCUAGUCCAGGUCUACCACAACGUUUACUGCCUUUAACGGAGGAACAAACUUCUACCGACGUGGAACAGGCUGCUGUGGCAUUAUCUAAAGAAGCAUACGAUAAAAUUAUUGAAGAGAGAAUGAAUCAAUUCAAACAUUUGGAUGAGAAUGAGUAUUUGUGUGAUCGUAUGAUCAGCAGAGAUACAAAGAAAAUGAUUUGUGAUUGUUUUAUGACCAAAGAAGAGUUGGAACGAGGAGAGCUUGCUUGUGGUGAAGACUGUCUCAAUAGACUGCUUAUGAUUGAAUGUAACUCUAGAUGUCCAGUUGGUGACCGUUGUACCAAUAGAAGAUUUCAGAAUAAGGAAAAUGCGUCGCUUAAGGUUUUUUAUGCAGAUAAGAAAGGAUGUGGAGUGGAGGCUGGUGCUGAUAUUUCAUCAGGUGAAUUUCUAAUGGAAUAUGUGGGUGAAGUAUUGGACUAUGAACAGUUUUACAAGAGAGCACAGUCAUAUUCUGAUGAGAACAACCUACACCACUAUUUCAUGUCACUAAAAGGUGACACAGUUAUUGAUGCGACAGUGAAAGGCAACAUAUCAAGAUUUAUCAAUCAUUCAUGUGAACCAAAUGCGGAAACACAGAAGUGGACAGUCAAUGGAGAACUCAGAAUAGGGUUUUUCAGCAAACGGGAGAUUCCAGCUGGUGAAGAAAUCACUUUUGACUAUCAGUUUCAGCGCUUCGGCAAGGUGGCGCAGCGGUGUUACUGCGGCGCUGAAAACUGUCGCGGCUGGAUCGGUGCUGAACCAGACUCUGAUGAUGAUGAUGAUGAAGAGGAAGAGGAAGAUGUAUCGACAUCAAAGUCUGGUACUGCGGAAUCAGAGGAGGCGCUUGCAACAGACGCCACGUCAGAGCAGCCACAGCCUCGUGUGCGCAAACCCAAACGUAACAGAAAGUACAAACCCAAAGCCCCCGAUCUUGUUCAAGAUGCUGAUAUCGAGGAAGACCUAGAAGCACUAGGUCACAGCGGUGUCAAGAACCAGAGCCACACGCUGCGUCUUUCCCGUACUGUUGUGCGUGCGAAGACCAGACCCGCGCAGACUGCGUUGCUCCGACUGUUGAGGGAUGCAGACUUACCAUGUCGACGUCUCUUCCUUGAUUAUCGUGGACUGAGACUCCUGGCACCAUGGUGUUCUGACGCCUCUACUGAGUUUAGGUUGGAAAUGCUUCUAACUGUGGACCGUUUGCCGAUCACGAACAAAACAAUGGUACAAGAGAGCCGCUUCUUUACGAUCGUGGAGCGAUGGCGCAGCGCCGGCGCCCCUGCACCAGAUCCUGUAUUCAUUGAUGAAGCUACUGGUCUGCCAGUAGAACUGGGAAAUAGAACUGCUCAAGAUGCAGCAGCACUGGCUGAGAAGAACAAAGAGAAUGCGGCUAUGUUGGAAAAAGUCAGAGAUCUGUCCAGUCAGUUGCUAGAAAGAUGGUCCAGUUUAAAGGAGGUGUUCAAAAUUCCUAAAAAGGAAAGAAUACAGCAGAUGAAGGAGCACGAACGUCAAGCGAACGUCGAGAGGCGCGCCGCCGACUCGAGCGGGUCGCGGGAGCGAGAGAGAGAGCGAGAGCGAGAGCGGGAGCGCCGAGACGAGCGAGAGAGACGGGAUGAGCGGGACCAUCGCGAGAGAGAGCGGGAAAGGGAAAGGGAGAGGGAACGAGAGCGCGAGAGGGAAAGGGAGAGGGAGCGCGAACGCGAGAGAGAGCGGGACCGUGACCGCGACAGGUAUAGGGAGCGCGAGAGAGAGCGAGACAGAGAACGAGACAGAGAAGACAGAGAUAGAAGGAAAAGAAGGAGCAGCCCAGAACCGAGAAGAAGUAUACGUUUGAACGAGCGUGUGCUGGCUGCUGUGCCCCCGCUGAGCAAGGAGGAGCGGCGUCGUGCCUUCGCGGAGGCGGCCGCUGCGGCGGAGGAGGCACGACGCACGCGGGACCCUCCCACAUGGCCUUACUGGACACAGCAUGAUGCCUUCCAACAGAUGUUCCAGCCUGGAAUGAUGGGUGGUACACCAAACAUGUUGGGUCAGAUGAUGCCGGGUCUGGUACCAGGGAUGCUGCCGCAAGAGUCUCAGAGCGAGUGGAUCACACCAAGCGGGGAGUUCCAGGGCCAGCCCGCUUUUGUUCCGUCUUUCCCGGGAGCACAGUUCUGUAUGCCACAGCCUAACAUGAUGGGCUUCGGAAUGGGCGGCUUCAUGUUUGGUCAACAAAUACCGCCGUCGUUCCCCACGAGGCCCGGCCAGGUGCCCACGCAACCCACGCAGUCGGGUAUGCCCACGCAGCCUGGUAUGUCGGCGCAGUCCACGUUGCCCAAUAUGCAGACACAAGCAUUGCCCUCGUUACAAAUGCAGGCACUACAAAAUGCUCAAUCUACUCAAGCGUUACAGAAUGCUAACAAGAUGUCGCUGGGGGCUCCAGGAGGUAAUAAGGAGGUGGUACUGCCGUCGCUGUGGCGCAGCGCAACUGACGCGCGUGGCCGCACUUACUACUACCAUGUUAAGUUGCGUCGCCCGCAGUGGCUGCCACCCGCCCCUGACCCCGAGGAGAGUUCAUCGGAGGAGGAGGUGGAGGCGAUGAGCGCGCUGGACACGGCCGUGGUGCGUCGCCAGGUGAAGGGCAAGCUGGUCGAAGGAGUUAAUGGCAUUUAUGAAGUGAUAAAAGAGGAUUCUCACAAUGGCCUGAUACCGGAUCACGCGCUGGUGUCACUAAAGCCAAGGAAGCGGCGACCCGGCCUCGUGUCUGAACGUCCCAUCAGUCCACGCACUGAGGAGGACAAGUUAGCGGGUCGUAUGGAGGUAAAGCGGUACAAGCAGACGAAGGAGAAGCUGCGCCGGCGCAAGGAGCGGCUGCUGCAGCGCGUGCGCAUGCUGGCAGCCGCACGACCCCGCAAGCACCAACUCAAGAUCGCAGAGAUAGAAGAUUUCGAAACUGACUCUGAAGAUGAUUCCGAUGACGGUACCAACGAGAAGUCCAUCAACCUUGUUUCAUCGCCGGCGGACGAGGUCGAGGGUCAGGAGGAAGAGGAGGUGGAGAGCAAGGAGGCGGUGGACUCGGAGGAGGUGGCGCGCAGGAUCAAAGAGCAGUUCCGCAGUAGCAUGGCGCGAGUUAUGGUGCAACAUCUCAACCCGUACCGACAUUCGGAUGCUCCCGCUGGCAGGAUCACGUGCACAGCAGACUUUAAACAUCUUGCUAGAAAGUUAACACAUUUCGUGAUGCUAAAAGAAUUAAAACACUGUCGGUCAGUGGAAGAGCUGAUAGUGACUGAUUCUGUGAGGACCAAGGCUAAGACAUUUGUGCGUAAGUACAUGGCCAAGUUUGGGCCGGUGUACCGCAGACCGCCCGAGGAGGCUGACUAGCGAGAGCUUGCGCGUUAUUACAACGCGAUCAAAUCAAACUGUGAAAAACAUUACAAAGUGAUUAUUGAUAAAUUUUUAAAGUGAUUUAACUGUGUAGUGAACAAAGUGCAACAUUGUGAUUUGUGACAAAUUAAAAAAGUAAGAAAUCAUCUCGGAUAAAGAUAUGCCUGUCCUUCUCACACGAUGAACUGUGCACAACACAUCAAAGAGCGACAGAGAUACAACUAGAAGUAAUAGAACUUUUUCCAACAUUAAUUGUAAUAAAUUACUAGUUGGAUGGAAAGAUGAUGUGUUCAAGAUUUGUUAAUAGAAAAAUUGUAAUAAAAAUCAAUUUGAACAGUGUAAAAUGUAUUAUUGCUAUUCUCGGUUUUGACAAAUUCAUCACAAUUUUUAUAUUCCAGACCAUAGAUAUAUAACCUAUAGAUAAUCUGUAGAUCAAAAAGACGAAAAAAAGUCCUCUACAAUCUUUUUGGUAAUAAAUUUAUAACACAUUUUGAAAAUCCACUUUCAAUUAGGCAUCAAACUUUUAUAAAAUACUCCAUCUAUAGAUUAUACAUCUAUGUUUAAGACAUUUUAGUAUAAUUAAAAGCAUAAUCUCCAUGAUUAAGAAUAUUUGGACUUAUUUAAUGACAAAAUGUUUUUUUAUUAAUAAAAUUAUUAAGAUAAAAAUCUGUAAAUAUAGGUUAUUAAGUGAUAGGUUAAAACAAGUCACUCCUCAUUUAGGUAUAAUCGUGAAAUAAUGACGAAUAAGAAAAAUAAUUAAAUAAAAUAAAAUGAACACUAUUUUUAAGCGAGUAAUACAAAUUAUGAAAUUUGUAACAUGAUCUCUGACUCGCAAUGGAUUUAUUUUGAUUUUUUUUUACUUGAAUAAGCAAUUAUUGGAGAUAAUUUGGUUUUUAUUAAGUACAGUAUUAAAUAAAGAUAAUUGUUUGAAUGCUUUCAACACGGAUUUAGAUUAAACAUCUAUAUAGAAUGAUUUGAAUAGAAAAGCCAGAACAUAAUUUUCUUUUAAACAUACUUUUUGAAAAUUACAUUUUUAUGAAUAAACUAUAACAAAAAACUAAUUUACAUAUAAAAAGAUUUUUUAUUUCUUCGUGACAAAGUAUUGGAUAAUAUUGACCAUAUUUAAGAAUCAGUCAAUUAUUAAAAUUGGUAACGUAAUUUAACAAAGUAGGUCAUAUAGGUUUUUUAUUAUUUAAGGAUUUACUUAAAAAAAAAUCAUGUGCAACUUUAUUCUAAAUUGUACUAUUGUUAAAUGUGAAGCUGAGACUUUAAUUGACAUAUUAUAUGUUAUAUGUUUCAUAUUAAACAUAUCAACGUUUUAUUACGACCUUGUGAUACCAAGGUGACAUUGUGCCUUAUGGCAAACAUUUGUAUGAAUUGGUGACGAGCCACACUUGAUUUAGCCUGAUAUAAUGAUACUUUACUCUUUUUAUGAUAUUUAAUUCCCACGAAUUAUUAAGGUACGAUUUCACUAUCAUUUGAACACCUCUUUUACCUUUUAAUAUUUCUAUUAUUUAUUAUCCUUAGAUUUACUUGUAUUUAAAAC